Molecule: messenger RNA, 3229 nt
Organism: Plectropomus leopardus (leopard coralgrouper)
Lineage: Eukaryota; Metazoa; Chordata; Actinopteri; Perciformes; Serranidae
Gene: telo2
Product: TEL2, telomere maintenance 2, homolog (S. cerevisiae)
Biological process (GO): 'de novo' cotranslational protein folding
Cellular component (GO): cytosol
Molecular function (GO): Hsp90 protein binding; telomeric repeat DNA binding
Source: RefSeq, a predicted model, not a curated record
GCACAUGGGGAGCGAUGAGAAACGACGCGGCGGGACAUUCAUGUGGAAACAGACGCAAACUGACGGAGGUAAAAUAAAGCGGUUACCUCUCUAAAAGAUGGAGACCCUUGCCCCAACUACUGAGGUUCGACUAGCAGUGGCCCAGUGUUUCCGGACCCUCACCGCAUCAACAGAUACCAAAGACACGAUCGCUGCUCUUCAGACACUUCACUCUUACUUGGAUGAAGGACCAGAAAAUAGAACCACCUCAGUUCAGCGGGCAGAGUUCAGGAGAGCUCACUUCACCCGCACCCUUCGUUUCCUUGUCAGCAACAUCCAGGCUGAUUGGUUGGCAAACCUCACAGCAGCCCAGCGCACAGAGUUAUGGGACGGCCUGUUCCUUAAAGGCCCUCCAGAGCAGGCGCUGUUAGUGCUGAUUGAGGGAAUAGGAGCGCUAAGUGCCAGCACAAAUCUGGACCACUUGGUCAACGUCACUGAGAAGUUCCUUCAGAGCGGUCGACUCGCUGACCUGUUGUGGUCCUACUGUCUGGAGACAGGUCCCCCUGACUCCCCCCAGCUCCGAGAGACUCUGCAGGGACGUAUUGUGGCGCUGCCGGACCUUGCUGCCAACAGGUUGCAUCCUAACAACAAGCCCCUUUUUCUUCCGCAGCAGUACUACCCACUGCUGGCCACAGAGAUGCUCACUGCACUGGAGCGGACGUGCCAAGCACUCAAAGAUGGCACAGACUGCUUCUUGACUUUCAUGGCUCAGACACUUGGAAAAGCGUGUAUCCAGGGUCAUAGUGGUUUGGUGCUGGCAGUGAUGGCUCCUCGGCUCUCUGUGUGCACUCGCUCAGACAUGGUUUGGCAGAGGGUUUGCUGGAAGCUGCUGGAGAACGUUCCACAACGAUGGAUGGAGAGCGUGCUCACCGGGCUUGUGCAGGCUGUCUGCGGGCCUGAUGCUUUGGGCAGGAUCAUUGGGAAUCUAGUGUUAAGAAAUAAAAAAGCCCAGUUUGUCAUCACUCAUAAACUGCUGUUACUUCAGUACAAAUAUGAGACUCAAGUCUUGAGAAUUGUCCUGGGUUACCUCGCAGCAGACAGGGAGCGAAGGCCACUGCUCAUCCAGGUGUUGCGCUCUGUGUCCCAGGCCUGGGCUAACCCCAGUGCUGUGAAACACACACCUCUAGAGCAGCAGCUGUAUGUCAGCAAGGCCUUACUUCUGAGCGUGAGUCUGCUGAAAGACUCUGAGCUGCAGGAGCUACGCUCAGAGUUACUUCAGUGUAUGCUGGGCGGCAUGCAGAGUCACCUGGACAGCAGCGUGGUGCGUAUCAGGCGUAUGGGCAUGGUGGUUGGAGAAUGCCUGAGCUCUCGCAUGGAUAUCAAUAAAACCAAGCUCAAGUUUGAGUAUGAUCAGGAUGAGGAGACUCAAGAGCUGCUUUCUCUGAUGACUCCCACAGCUGGUGAUGAACCAGAGGCCGAGCCUGUGAGCGGGGUUGACUCUCCUCAACAGACCAGUGACACAACUCCACCUGCUCAAAAUGUUUCAUCUCAAAAUGAGUCAAAAAGUGACCCAGACUCCGACCUGGACAGCGAUGAUGAGCUGACACCGUAUGACAUGUCUGACGAUCAGGAAAUGAGUAAAGCAUCUCCACCCCGUUACCUCCGAGACUGUCUGGAAACGUUAAUGUCCUCUGAGGACCCGGUGCGCGUGGAGCUCAGUUUGAGAGUAGCUGAGGGUUUGGUGAGGAAGAACGUGUUUGCAACCAGAGAGAUCAGUGUCCAGCUGACUAAAGUGCUUCUUCACAUGGAGGAUAAAUACAGCAUGAAUGGCUUCCUGAGUCUCAGACAGGCGACCAUGGUGGCGCUCACUGUCACGGACUCUAUCCCUGUGACUCAGUAUUUGACCACAGAGUUUUACUCCUUGAACUACAGUCUUCGCCAGCGGCUUGAUAUCUUAGAGGUCCUCGCUUUGGCAGCACAGGAGCUCUCCAGGCCAAUCACUGAAAAGAGAAACCCAAUGAUGGGGGUUGCUCCCAGCACAGAUUUGACCCCAUACCCUGGUGACAAUCCUGUUCACUGGCGACAAGUUGUAGAGAAGCGGAUUCAAAGCAAGACAAAACGCCUCAGUAAGGGUGCCACACAGCCUCCAGCUCAGGCCUCCCGUAACCGCUACGCUCCUGUUGCCGGACACUUCUUUUUUCCUCUGCUCAGCAAUUAUGACAAGCCUCAGGUGACCUUUGACCUGUUGGGCAGUGACCAUCUUGUACUGGGCAGAUUGAUCCACACCUUGGGCCUCUUUAUGCAUCUAGCAGUCAAUGCACCGGUAGCUGCACAGAUGGGUCGUGCUUUACUGGACUUUGUGUGGGCGGUACGCUACCAUGCUGAUCAGAUGGUGAGACGAGGCGUCCUCUUUGCUGUUUGCUCCGUGUUUCUGAGCAUGCCCAGUCAAAACCUGCUGGUGGACCUCAGUGAUCAGCUGUUUGAGACCAGAACUUGGCUGGCAGAUGUGGCUGAAGGAGACCCUGAUGCAGAUUGCCGGAGUCUGGCCGUACAGAGUUUGGUACUUCUGGAUAAGAGCCUGAAGAAACAGCUACAAGAUCAACAAGCGCUGUAGCAUGAAGUAGAGUAUGGAGUAAGUAGAUUACGGAGUCAUGAUCACAGCAUCAGCAAUGAACAAUAAAGUACUGGUACUGAGCGUGUCUCAGAAGGGGGGGGGGGGUUUUACUGUACCUCCGCGAUGUCCUCGCAGAGCCUGGAGGAUUGAGGUCGAUGGAAGUGAUGUUCCAGAUAUUUUCUGACACCUUUUCAUAUCCUGGAACACACAGCUAACCAGCGGAAAACGAGGGCACACGUCUUCUCACGUGUUGAAUGUUGAAUGUUGAAUGAAUUCACGUGUGAAUGUCUUUCUGCAUACUUAAUUCAUGCACACACACAUUUCAGCACACUUUACUGUUUAGAUGAACGUGUAUAAUUUAUGAAUCGGAUAAAAUAUUGAGUGAAUGGAGAAUAGGAUGCCAUUUUUGUCCUCCUGUAAAAAGCCAGUUAUGAGGAUAUCCUUUUUAACCUCUUUCCUGUACUUACACAUCUCUGCACUGUGGUGUUUUUUUUUUUGUAAAGGACGUCCUGUGAAUAUUCACGUGCAUACACACAUUCACAAAUAAUGGAAAUACUACUACUACUUCCUCUUGUGACAAAGGAAAUGUGUGUUCAUCUGUAUGGUCACAAACAAUGGAACAUUUUUUAAAAUGCA